Lycium ferocissimum is the source of this 2727-nucleotide messenger RNA. Its product is annotated as zinc finger protein CONSTANS-LIKE 12-like. NCBI's taxonomy places the organism in Eukaryota, Viridiplantae, Streptophyta, Magnoliopsida, Solanales, Solanaceae. Gene Ontology annotation, molecular function: protein binding; zinc ion binding. The record is from RefSeq and is a predicted model, not a curated record. The transcript is spliced from 4 exons. The coding region runs from base 312 to 1580 and encodes 422 amino acids.
UUGUUUGUUCACUUCUCUAAUAUAAUAUAAGCCUUAGCCAUCCUAGCUCAAUAAACGCCUCUCAUUGAUCAAAUCCAUGACUUACCAAUUUCUUGAUGUUGGUUAAUGAUGUUACUAGUUUUUAGCUUAGACAAUUGAGGUACAGCUGGUUGGUCGUUAAGGUGUCAGUUUAAUUCAGGACGAUUGAGGUAUAGUUGAUUGAUCGUUAACGUGUCAGUUUAAUUCUGGGAUAAUUGAGGUAUAGUUGAUUGAUGUUUAAUGUGUCAGUUUAAUCUGGGACAGUUGAGGCACAGUUGAUUGAUCUUGAGAGUAUGGAGCCUCUGUGCGAGGUAUGUGGGGUGGACAGGGCAGUGGUAUACUGUAAAUCAGAUGCAGCUAGACUUUGCUUGCAUUGUGAUGGAAAUGUGCAUUCAGCAAAUUGUGUAUCUCGAAAGCACACUCGUUCGCUUAUUUGUGGCAAAUGCAGUUCAGAGCCUGCAAUUGUACGUUGCACAAAUAGCCAAAUGUGCCUAUGUGAAAACUGCGAUUCGAGUGAAAAUGAGUCAGGCCAUCAACACCAGAAGUUGGAUUCUUAUAGUGGCUGUCCUUCUCCAGCUGAGUUAAUGACAAAGAUUUUGUCUGUAGCUUUUGAUGAUCAAAGGGCUAAUAAUGAUAAUAAUGUUACAAAUCCUAGCAGCUUUCAUACUUCUAGCUCAUUGAGUGUCAAUGAGAAUAAUAGUUCAGUGGUGGCUAGUAGACUCAAUGAGUUAGCUUCUUGUAUGAAGUUUGAACCAUGGACCAUUCCAACUCCAGCAAUUCCUUUAAGCCCAACAUUCAUGACAAGUUACAACAUAGAUCAAACACCUUUCUUCUCCGAGGGAUCUAACAUCACUAAGCAAAGUAGUAGCACUAUUAAAGAUCUUGGAGUUCAUGGAGGUGAUGAUAUUGCGAAAGGUGUUGAUUUGGACGAAUUGAGUUCCGAUUCUAGUUACAAGAUUUUUAGCAGUUUACAACAAAGUCAUUCAAGUUAUCAUAGUGAAGAGCGGGGAUUGGAUUGCCUAGUCUUGGAGAAAAAAUUAUCUGCCACUGGCUCUAAUAGUCAUGUUGAAACUGCUCUAGAGGCAUCAUCUGGACAGCAUGAAUGCAUCGGAUUUCAGUCAUCACAAGAGGCUGGAGGUGCUAGUUCCGAAAAAUUGCUGCAGACAGUGAGUGCCACUGCUAAUUUCAUGCUUAUGAAUCCCAGUUGCAACAGAAAUAUCGGCUUAACAUUUCCACCAGCACCAGUUCAUUCAAGGUCGUUGUCACUCUCCAACAUCACCGGAGAAAGUAGUGCAGGAACCGACUAUCAAGAUUGCGGAUUGUCACCCCUCUUUUUGACAGAUGAAUCGCCAUGGGGUUGGCCAUCAAAACCUAGUAGUCUACGGGCAAGGAAUGAAGCUAAGAUGCGAUAUAAUGAGAAAAAGAAAACCAGAACGUUCAAUAAGCAAAUAAGAUAUGCUUCGCGUAAGGCCAGGGCAGAUACCAGAAGGCGCGUUAAAGGAAGAUUUGUUAAGGCUGGGGAAGCUUAUGAUUAUGAUCCAUUAGGAACAACGGAUAUGUGAGAAGUUGAGCCUUGGAGCAACGAUCAAGUUGUUUCCACGUGACUUAUUCACGGGUUCGAUCAACUCAUGUAAUCACCCAAUAAUGCUUUCAUCAGGGUCAACUGUCUAUAUUACAUACCCUUGGAGUAACAAUAAAGUUGUCUCUGUGCGCCGAGCUAAGAUUUUUUUUUUAAUUAGUAAUAAGGGAUAAAUAAGUGAGCUAAGAAAGCUAAUUUUGGCCCCUUCUACAUUGUCAGAACUUGUCUAAUUGUUAAGGUAUCUCAGUACAAAGAUACUUGAACCAUCAAAUUCCUUUAUGACUAGUCGGAAAAGUUUAUGCUCUAGUGCUAGAGCUAAAAAAAUUGUCAUGUUGACUGUGUCUCUCAAUCCGACUCAGUUAUGACAGCAAGCCUCAAUGAGAUGGAUGCAUCCUCUGAGUUACCUGCAAACUACAAGGUGUUGAACGUGUACUUCUCUAAAGCUUUAAGUUUUUAGAUGAGUUGGUCAAACGAUUCAAUAUGGCCUCAAAGCAGAAAGACGUCAUGAAUCCAAGUCUCGCCGUUAUUGGUUAUCAAAAAGCACUUUUACGUGCUUAGUACAUCAAUAAAAGUAUACCUUUUUUUAAAAGCUUAAGCAUUUAUACGAGGCAGUCAUGCAAUUCAAGACAGGGUUUAGUCCAAGUGAAGUUUUAGUUUUUACAAAGCAUAUGUUAGUAUAUUCCCUUCCCUAUGUACUUGUACUAUGAUCCCCCAUGACACCUUCCCUUCCCUUAGUGCUAGUGGUGAUUGUAGUUAGAACUCUCAAUUUUGCUUAUUCAAAUGAUUGGUUUACAAUGUACCCAAUCUCUUAAGAAGAUAUGGUCUAUCCCUCCUCCUUCAAAUGUAAUCUUCUACCGGGGGUAAAUAUCUCAAAAGGUCAUUGAACUUUGAGAAAUUAUGUAGUAAAGUCAUUGAACUUUGCUACAUAUCAGUAAAAUCACUCAACUUUGGCCUAUUAUCUCAUAAAAUCACUCAACUACAUAUGUCAUCAAAAAAAUCUAACAAAGCAAUAUUAAUUAAUUAUUUUAUACCAUGUAGACGUGAGCGACACAAUAAAAUAAAAUAAAUCCAUGUCUUUGCAUACGGAUUGACCCUCAUCCAAAGCACAACAUACUCUUUAGAACAAACUU